AUGGGGAAUUGCAAUAUUACUGAUAGGAAGGACUUUCCAGAUUCAUCAAAAGUUCUGUCGGUGCAUAACUUUGAAUUUAUUGAAGUCCUGGGGAAAGGAGGAUUUGGGAAGGUUUGGAAAGUGAAGAGGAGAAAAAACAAAAGUUAUUUUGCCCUGAAAGUGAUGUCCAAGGCGAAGGUCAUCUCAAAAAAGAGUGUAUCUUCAGUCAUGAAUGAGAGAACCCUCUUGAGUUAGCUCAGGCAUCCAUCUCUGAUCAACAUGAUAGCAGCAUUUCAAGACAGGGAAAACCUCUACCUAGUUAUGGAUCUGUUGAGCGGAGGAGAUCUCCGUUAUCACAUUGGAAAGAACAAGAAAUUCUCAGAGGAAGAAACGAAGUUCUUUUGUGCUUGCAUCAUCAUAGCUCUGGAAUACCUCCACUCCCAAGGCAUCAUCCAUAGAGAUUUGAAACCAGAGAACCUAGUAUUCGACUCUGAAGGCUACCUCAGAUUGACAGAUUUGGGAAUUGCCCGUAUUUGGCGACCUGACAAUUCCUCAGAUACAAGUGGAACUCCUGGAUAUAUGGCACCAGAAGUGCUUUGCAGAUAGAAUCAUGGGAUUGCUGUUGAUUAUUUCGCAUUGGGUGUCAUGGUUUAUGAAUGCAUGUUGGGAAGAAGACCCUACGUGGGUAAAUCGAGAUAGGAGAUAAGAGAUAAUGUGUUGGCGAAGUAAGUUCAAAUAAAAAGAAAUGAAAUUCCUGUUUCAUGGUCUUUGGAUGCUGCUGAUUUUGCCAACCAAUUGAUCCAACGUAAACCAGCUCAAAGAUUGGGCUCCGAUAACCCAGAGGCUGUUAAGUACCACCCUUGGUUCAAAGGGUUCGAAUGGAAUAAGUUACUCAAUAAGGAGUUGCAUCCUCCUUACAUUCCUCGUUGUUCCAGCAAUUAAGGAGGGUCCACUCAGGAUACAGAACAGGACACCAAUGAAAAUAACAUGAUGCUUAGAAGGAACUCUAUCUAAGGUAUUUAGUGUUAAUAACUGUCGAUAGCUUAAUUCGAUGGAUAUAAUUAUGAUCCUAAUGAAGUGAUGAUAGCAGAACCAUCUAAAUUCUGA
Messenger RNA from Paramecium tetraurelia, 1086 nucleotides. RefSeq lists its product as uncharacterized. The record is from RefSeq and is a predicted model, not a curated record. Lineage: Eukaryota; Ciliophora; Oligohymenophorea; Peniculida; Parameciidae. Gene Ontology annotation, biological process: peptidyl-serine phosphorylation; intracellular signal transduction. The transcript has 5 exons. Gene Ontology annotation, molecular function: protein serine/threonine kinase activity; ATP binding.